CUUUUAUCCGUAGAUGAGUUCGGUAUGCAGCCUGCACAUCAGUGAGAACCGACGGGCAUCAUCACUGACCUCUAGUGUCUGAGGGGUUUAGGGUUUUUGAUUUCUUAUCAGAUACGGUUGAGUGCUCGUCAUGUGGGCACUUGGCAGAGCUGCUAAUCCUCUCAGGAGUCAAGGAUGCCAUGUAGGGGCCUUUCGAGCUUGUUGCACUAAAUUCAUUGUACAAAGUGAUUAUAUAGAGAAUGCAGUGGGUAUCACUGAACCUGCUGAAUUGGUAGCCGGUGCGCCUCUUCUUCCAAAGAGGCUUUAUCAUUCUCCAUCUAUUCAUGUGUACCUUCAUCCAGGGAGUCGUAGUCUCUCGUCACAAGCUGGUGCAAAGAGUAGUGGGGAUGAAGAAGAAUUGGAAGAUGGUUUUUCUGAACUUGAAACACCAGCUAGCAUAGAUUCCAUUGAGGAGAGCAACACAGGGGAGGAAAUUGACGAGGAGUUAGUGUCUGGGCCAGAUCUAUCGGAUAUUGAUUCUGUAGAGAGUUUAGCUGAAGCCUCUCAGAAUGAGCUUGACUUGUCCGAUGCUGAUGCUGAUGCUGAGGCUGAGGCUGAGGCUGAGGCUGGUGCAACUGAUGAGGAGUCAAAGAAGAAAAGGUUUCCUCUGGAUUUAUUCCGGGCAAUUAUGAAUGCUCCUCAUGUUGGAAGUGCCCUCGAUAAGUGGGUUGCAGAAGGGAAUCGUUUGGGUCGGUCUGAGAUAUCAGUUUGCAUGAUUAAUCUUCGGAAGCGCAGGAUGUAUGGAAGGGCCUUGCAGAUCUCAGAGUGGUUGGAGAAAAACAAGCAGAUCAAAUUUGUUGAACGAGAUUAUGCUUCUCACCUUGAUUUGAUAGCCAAAGUACGUGGGCUCCAGAAGGCUGAGCAGUACAUUGGGAAAAUCCCAGAAUCGUUCAGGGGUGAAAUAAUUUACAGAACUCUUUUAGCUAACUGUGUUGUAGCUACCAAUGUAAAGAAAGCAGAGGAAGUGUUCAACAAAAUGAGAGACCUGGACUUUCCAAUCACAACAUUUGCUUGCAACCAGUUGCUCCUUCUCUACAAGAGGUUUGACAAGAAAAAGAUAGCUGAUGUCCUAUUGUUGAUGGAGAAGGAAAAUGCCAAGCCAACUCUAUUCACAUACAGGCUCUUAAUAGACACGAAAGGGCAGUCCAAUGAUAUUACAGGUAUGGAGCAGGUACUAGAGACCAUGAAGGCUGAAAGGAUCGAACCUGAUAUCUUCACCCAAUUUGUACUGUCUAAGCAUUAUAUUAAUGCUGGCCUCAAUGAGAAGGCAGAGGGAGUUUUGAAGGAGAUGGAGGGAUGCAGCUUAGUGGAGAAUCGUGGGGCCUGCAGGAAUUUACUCCCACUUUAUGCAGCUCUUGGCAAGGCUGAUGAUGUGAAGAGAGUCUGGAAGGCUUGUGAGCCGAAACCCCAGCUUGAGGAGUGUGUAGCUGCCAUCGAAGCUUGGGGAAAGCUUGGGAAGAUAGAGGAGGCAGAAGCAGUCUUUGAGAAGAUGUGCAAGACUUGGAAGAAGCUCCCUACGAAGAACUAUACCGCACUAUUGAGAGUUUAUGCAGACCAUAAACUGCUGUCCAAAGGAAAGGAUCUUGCAAAGCGGAUGGCAGAUAGUGGAUGCCGUAUUGGCCCUUUGACAUGGGAUGGGCUUGUGAAGCUUUAUGUGGAGGCUGGGGAUGUGGAGAAAGCAGACUCAAUCCUGCAGAAGGCAGUUCAGCAGAGCUCAUUGAAGCCGAUGUUUAACUCUUAUAUGGUAAUCAUGGAUCAGUAUGCAAAAAGGGGUGAUGUCCAUAAUGCAGAGAAGAUGUUCCACAGGUUGAAACUGGCAGGAUAUGCUGGUCGGAUCCGGCAGUACCAAACUCUUCUCCAGGCCUACGUAAACGCCAAAACUCCAGCUUAUGGGUUCAGAGAUAGGAUGAAGGCAGACAACAUAUUCCCAAAUAAAGCAGUGGCAGCACAGUUGGCGCAGGUAGAUGCGUUUAAAAAGACCGCAAUAUCAGAUCUGCUUGAUUGAGGUUAGGGCAGAGUGAACUCUGAUCUCAUUAUCCGACCAGCUUAGAUGUAACCAUGUUCUCUUGAGACAGUUUUUUUCCCCGUUGCUGUGCUAUUCUGAUUUCGUAUUAUGUCGUAAGUGUUCACAAGUUGUAGGUUUUCAGUUUGAAGAGUUAGGUCUAGUGAAGAUAAAGAAGCAAGUGGUAUUCUUCCAUCUCACCUCUACAAUUUUUUGUU
Telopea speciosissima is the source of this 2259-nucleotide messenger RNA. RefSeq names its product pentatricopeptide repeat-containing protein At1g80270, mitochondrial-like. Gene Ontology annotation, cellular component: mitochondrion. The transcript has 3 exons. The record is from RefSeq and is a predicted model, not a curated record. Gene Ontology annotation, molecular function: protein binding. The coding region runs from base 131 to 2044 and encodes 637 amino acids. Lineage: Eukaryota; Viridiplantae; Streptophyta; Magnoliopsida; Proteales; Proteaceae.